AGGUUCGUGUAGUGUUUAUCGUUUCUUCGAUUUGUGCGGUGAAUUGUGUGUGAAUUUACUAUGAUGCAAUCAACAUUGUCGUCGAGUGUCAAUAAAAUUGCUGACAAUAACAACAAAAAGAUAUUAAAUAACGUGGGCAACUAUCAUCUGUUGAGAAUUUUGGGAAAAGGAAAUUUUGCACGAGUCGCCGAAGCGUUUCACACCGUUCUUCAGUCUAAGGUGGCUAUUAAGAUAAUUGAUACGAAUGAAAAUCGACAAAAAUAUGUGAUGAAAAAUUUAACACGAGAAGCGAAAAUUCUCGCAAUGCUCCAUCAUCCUUGUAUAGUGCGACUUUAUGAAACUAUUCAAUGUGGCACCGUAUACUAUAUCGUGACAGAACUUGCAACUGGUGGUGACCUUUGUACCCAUAUCAAAAAACAACCCCUGGGACGCUUGGACGAAUUCACUGCGAAAUUGUACGCAAGGCAACUGGUUGAUGCACUUGAACAUAUGCAUUGUAGGGGGAUUGUCCAUCGAGAUUUGAAAAUGGAAAAUAUUAUGUUGCAAGAUUCACAACAUUUAAGAAUUAAAAUCGUUGAUUUUGGCUUGAGUAAUAUAUGCAAUAACAAUGAGUUGUUAAAAACUCAUUGCGGCUCACCAGAAUAUGCUGCACCGGAACUUUUUAUUGACGGCAAAAAAUAUGGACCGGAAGUGGACCUUUGGAGUUUGGGAGUUGUUUUUUACGUGAUGGUUACGGGUCGAUUGCCUUUCGUGAGUCCUCAGGACGGUCAUACACCCUCGGAGGAGCGUCGUCGAAAGUUCAUGAUUCAAAUUAAUCGUGGGCUGACUGCAUUUCACGAGAAAAAUCUUUCUGACAUAUCAAGCGAAUAUAAGGACGCACUGAAUCGUCUGCUGACGCCAAUUGCACACAAAAGAAUCACCAUUCAGGAACUCGGCUUUCAUCCCUGGAUCAACGACUGUCAAAAAACUUGUUGGAGUAAGGUCAUGUCGGAGCAUAAUCUCACUCCCAAUGAAUAUUCUCAGAUUUUAAAUGAAGUAGCAGAUGCUGUACAUUUAGAUAAAUCUUCCGUUCAUUCGAGUAUUAUUCAAAAAAGAUAUGGUAACAUCGGUGGAAUGUAUAAUAUUAGAAUUCACGAAUGUAUACAAAAGAAUUCAGUGAAAAUUUUUCCCAAACCUCAAACAUUAUCUAAUUCAAGAGCAGUGAAUAAAAUUUGUCAAAUUAAAUCCAUAAACAAACAAGUGAACAACAAUGAGUCGAUAAAACACCUUUUUCCGGCUCAAAAUACGAGGCAGGAAUUUCUCCCACUUCCGGUCAAUUCACCGAAAAUCGUUUCCGGAUUUGUUAAAAAGGAGAGAAACUUUGAGGAACAUCAAAAGGAAUUAUUCUCAAGAGGACAAAGAAAGUCUUUAGUUACGCCUACCCAGGGAAAUCGAAUAAUUAAAAAACAAAAUCCCAUUCCCCGUUUGGAAACCAUAAAUCGAGUAGAUUCCGUUGCUCAAAGACGUUCGCAAAGAUUAGCGGCAAGACAGGAAGUGUUGCCCACAAGAAUGAUAUUAAGAAGCAGUACAAAACUUUCAAAAAGAGAUGAAUUAAUAUCAGAAUCGAUGAAAGUUAAUAAUAAUAAUAAAAUUUCCACAUUUUAUAAAACAAUUCAACAUCCACCGAAUUCACGACUAUCAACUAAAGCCAUUGUCGCGUUAAAAUUUGUCAAAAAGGUUAAUUUAAUAUUUAUUUAUUUCAAAAAUUGGUUUUAAACUAAUAUUAAACUUAUUAAUUAAAAAAAGAACAGGACAACAACCAAGGAUAAUAAAAGUCGAGUCAAAAAAAGAUCAAGUAAUUCAAUUUUUAAUUUGUCAAUUCGAAAAAAAUCUUAA
Leptopilina boulardi is the source of this 1875-nucleotide messenger RNA. RefSeq names its product serine/threonine-protein kinase SIK3-like. The transcript is spliced from 11 exons. Lineage: Eukaryota; Metazoa; Arthropoda; Insecta; Hymenoptera; Figitidae. The coding region runs from base 61 to 1755 and encodes 564 amino acids. The record is from RefSeq and is a predicted model, not a curated record. Gene Ontology annotation, molecular function: protein serine/threonine kinase activity; ATP binding. Gene Ontology annotation, cellular component: cytoplasm. Gene Ontology annotation, biological process: protein phosphorylation; intracellular signal transduction.